AUGAGCUCAAAUGAAACUAACAUUCAGAUUGCUUUUCUUUGCUAUCCACUCUGGCCGGACUCCUGUCUGAAAGUACAGCGUUACAUUUUGGUUAAAGUGGCGAUGUAUGUUUUCAUGGUGCUGAUGAUCCUCACAACAGUUUUUGGGAACCUGCUGAUCAUCAUCUCCAUCUCUCACUUCAAACAGCUUCAGUCUCCAACUCAUCUGAUCGUUCGCUCUCUGGCUGCCAGCGACUGUCUCCUGGGUUCUUUAGUCAUGCCAAACAGCAUGGUGCGAUCUGUUGAAGGCUGCUGGUAUCUGGGAGAUUUUGUGUGCAAAGUGCAUGCUAGUUUAGACACAAGCUUCUGCAUCUCCUCUUUACUGCAUCUCAGUUUAGUAUCUGUUGACAGGUACAUGGCCAUUUGUGACCCUCUCAGAUACAGAAUGAGGGUCACAAACAACACUGUGACUGCAUUUAUUAUCUUCAUAUGGCUGUUUUCAUUUGUGUACAGCUUUUCUGUUGUGUUUUCAGGGGUAAAUGCAGUUGGACUUGAGAUGAUUAUAUUGCAGACUCAUUGUGUGGGAAGUUGUGUUUUGUUAUUUAACAAGCAAUGGGGUAUUAUAUGUCUAAUUCUCACAUUUUGUCUUCCCGGGACGAUCAUGAGCUCUCUGUAUAUGAAAAUAUUUUAUGUUGCCCAAAAACACGCAAAGAUUAUGUCAGAAAGAGUGACUGGAGGGAUGAAGAGCCAAAGCUCUGCUCACAGAGAGAGAAAAGCAGCUAAAACACUGGCCCUUGUCAUGGGUGUUUUUUUGUUCUGCUGGCUUCCUUUUUUUACUGUUACUGCUCUUGACCCUUUUUUCAAUUUUUUCACCCCAGCUGUUGUUUUUGAUGCUGUGAUUUGGUUUGGAUAUUUAAACUCUACUUGUAACCCCUUGAUCUAUGGUUUUUUCUACCCUUAUUUUCAGAGUGCAUUUAAGAUUCUCAUUUCCACUUACAUCUGUGGUAUCAAGGAUUGUAACACUUUGGUAUUUUAA
Messenger RNA from Carassius gibelio (silver crucian carp), 1014 nucleotides. Its product is annotated as trace amine-associated receptor 4-like. NCBI's taxonomy places the organism in Eukaryota, Metazoa, Chordata, Actinopteri, Cypriniformes, Cyprinidae. The coding region runs from base 1 to 1014 and encodes 337 amino acids. The record is from RefSeq and is a predicted model, not a curated record. The transcript has a single exon. Gene Ontology annotation, biological process: G protein-coupled receptor signaling pathway. Gene Ontology annotation, molecular function: trace-amine receptor activity. Gene Ontology annotation, cellular component: membrane.